AUGGCCCCGGGCGACUACGCCUCGGUGGGGACGGGCAAGCUGAAGCUCAAGGGCGUCAAGGACAGCAAAGUGGACAAGAAGAAAAAGAAGAAGAAAUCGAAGCUAGAGCCAGAACCUGAGCUUGAUGGCAACGUUGAUGAUGAUAACGAGCGUUUUCAAGACCGCUCGGUCAUGCUGCAGAACCUGAGGGCUGAAGAUGCGUUGAUCGCGAAGGAGAAGAGGAAAGGGAGGUUGGGAGAUUGGAAUGAUGAUGAUGAUGAUGGUGGUGGUGGUGACGACGACGACGCUGCUGCUGGCCCUGGGCAGAAAGAAGGUCACGGUCACGGUCACCAUCGAGACGACGAAGCGAGAGAAGCUGUCAAGACGGACGCCGAGAGGAGAUAUGAAGAACAGCGGCGGAAACGGCUCGAGGAACGGCUGAAACGAGAAGGCGUCAAGACUCACAAGGAGCGUGUUGAGGAGUUGAACCGCUACCUCAGCAGUCUUAGCGAACAUCACGAUAUGCCUAGGAUUGGACCGGGAUAA
Messenger RNA from Exophiala aquamarina CBS 119918, 525 nucleotides. RefSeq lists its product as uncharacterized. Gene Ontology annotation, cellular component: nucleolus. The coding region runs from base 1 to 525 and encodes 174 amino acids. The transcript is spliced from 3 exons. The record is from RefSeq and is a predicted model, not a curated record. NCBI's taxonomy places the organism in Eukaryota, Fungi, Ascomycota, Eurotiomycetes, Chaetothyriales, Herpotrichiellaceae.